CUCAGGUCCGGUCUAGGGGUGUCCGAGCAGCUGCGGCGCGAGAGGAGUGGCCGGAACUGCUUGAAUAUCCACGUUUCACUUUCGGUGCUUAUCAAAAGUUUUCAUUCAUCAUGGAUAAUCUAUCAUCAGAAGAAAUUCAGCUGAGAGCCCAGCAGGUUACUGAUGAGUCUCUGGAAAGUACAAGGAGAAUCCUGGGUUUAGCCCUUGAGUCUCAGGAUGCAGGAAUCAAGACUAUCACUAUGCUGGAUGAACAAGGGGAACAACUAGACCGCAUAGAAGAAGGCAUGGACCAGAUAAAUAAAGACAUGAGAGAGGCAGAGAAGACUUUAACGGAACUCAACAAGUGCUGUGGCCUCUGCGUCUGCCCAUGUAAUAGGACAAAGAACUUUGAGUCUGGUAAGGCCUACAAGGCAACAUGGGGAGAUGGUGGAGACAACUGUCCUAGCAAUGUCGUAUCUAAGCAGCCAGGCCGAGUGACCAACGGUCAGCCUCAACCACCAGCCACUGGAGCAGCUAGCGGUGGCUACAUUAAACGUAUAACUAACGAUGCCAGAGAGGAUGAGAUGGAAGAGAACCUGACUCAAGUGGGCAGUAUCCUAGGAAACCUAAAGAACAUGGCCCUAGACAUGGGCAAUGAGAUCGAGGCUCAAAAUCGACAAAUACACCGGAUCACAGAAAAGGCUGACACCAACAAAGAUCGUAUUGAUGUUGCCAAUGCCAGAGCAAAGAAACUCAUUGACAGCUAAAGCUGCUGCUGUACUUCUUUAUCGUGUAUUCACUUCUCUAGCUCCUCCUUCAAAGUCAUUAUCUUUUCAGAGUUUGACGUUUUGGUUCCACGCUCUUCUCAAUCAGGAGAUAAUGUGCAAGAAGGCCCCGAGUACGGACCCCUUAUUCUUUUACGUUCUCUUUCCCUUGAGGGUAUACUACUGCUCAGCCUUCCUUCUAGUGCCUUUUUUUUUUCUCAGUCCAUAGUCUUAGAUUGGUUUUUGUACAUCAUAUAUAGUGUUAUUUUUCAUCCUCCUCAUUUACUUUAGCAGGUUCUUUUGCUUUCAAGAUUUGGAAGCAUUGCCAAAGACAACCAUGAAGAAGGAAGCUGGAGGCAGGGGGAGCACAAGGAGCAGAGGCAAGAGAGAGGAGGUUGUUAGGUCAGUAAAACCGGCAGGCCACAAAGCAAUAGUUGCAUAGCCACAGUAAAGAUCUAGCUGGAUUUAAUUUUUCAUUUAAGUUGCAGUUAUUGCCAAUUUAGGCUAAUACUUGGUUUAUACACAAUAUUUUUGUUAAACGUCACAACUUGCCAACCUCAGCUCCAAAAAAAUAGAAUGACUUUUCUCAGAAUGGGCUUAGUUUCUGAACAUUUGGUGAUUUGUGUAUGUACAUAGACAGUGAUCCCAUUUCAUACUGCACCAUACAGGAACACUUUGUAUAAAUGAAUGACUUUU
Molecule: messenger RNA, 1439 nt
Organism: Odobenus rosmarus divergens (Pacific walrus)
Lineage: Eukaryota; Metazoa; Chordata; Mammalia; Carnivora; Odobenidae
Gene: SNAP23
Product: synaptosomal-associated protein, 23kDa
Exons: 8
Coding region: 111-746 (211 amino acids)
Biological process (GO): synaptic vesicle fusion to presynaptic active zone membrane; synaptic vesicle priming; exocytosis
Cellular component (GO): plasma membrane; synaptobrevin 2-SNAP-25-syntaxin-1a-complexin I complex
Molecular function (GO): syntaxin-1 binding; SNAP receptor activity
Source: RefSeq, a predicted model, not a curated record